Messenger RNA from Pocillopora damicornis (cauliflower coral), 4156 nucleotides. RefSeq lists its product as uncharacterized. Gene Ontology annotation, biological process: cilium assembly. NCBI's taxonomy places the organism in Eukaryota, Metazoa, Cnidaria, Anthozoa, Scleractinia, Pocilloporidae. The record is from RefSeq and is a predicted model, not a curated record. Gene Ontology annotation, cellular component: ciliary basal body; cytoplasm.
AGCUGUUUGCAAUUAACCUUUGCAUUCUUUCUAUGAGAAAACGUCUCUGGGAGAGAUAUUAAUUUAUCUGAAAUUAACCGUGAUUGAGCAUAUAUUAGUGGGGAAUGUGAUCGUAUGUAUUUAUUUCGCUGUCGAUCUAAACUUGUGUUUGUUAUUAACUUUUUCACGGUUGCCUCGCGGGGAAUUUGAAAAUAUGGCAACCUAUGUUUGGUUGUUUGAUGAUCAGUCAAUAUUAUGGUCAAAAAAUUUCGUGCGUUAUGCUUCAUGGCUAGAAUUUGACGCUAUCUGACCAAGAUCUUCUGUGAUUGCCGUGAAAUAUGGCGGAAGGAAUGAAUUUUUCGUUUGGAAGGCGACAAGAAAAGAUUGACUGGAGGCGACUUGCGUCUGUGGAUGUUGAUAGGAUUCUGAGGGAGAUGGAUGUGAAAACAUUACAAGAUAACAUAAUGCAUGUCACAUUCAGCAACAUUGAGGCAGAGCUGGGAAUGCAGGCUAUUGGUUUUGAUCCAAAUUAUAUCAAGUUGUUUCGACUGGCACAGCUUAUUAUUGAGUACCUUUUGCAUUCUCAGCAGUUUCUUUCGGCAAAUCUUGAGGCAGAGAACAAGACACUACAGGAAUCUUUGGAGACAACAGAAAGAGUAAAGAAAGAACUAGAUGAGAAGAAAGAAGCUUAUAAAAAGCUCAAGAAAGAAUGCCAGAAACAAAAGCAGUGGAUUGCAGAAUACCAACUUCUGAUCAGGGCUGGAGCAAGUGGUUCUCACAAGUGCCCAUAUUGUGCUAAGUCAUUUGUCAGCCAUGAGUAUGUCAUAGCUCAUCUCAGUAGACGGCAUGGUGAACACACAAGCCAAGUCAAUGGGAUGGUGAUCUCGACAGUGCCACCUGUCAAAUCUGUUGGUGCUGUAACCAUGGAAACAAAACCUGGCAUGACUGAAAAGGAGAAAAAUGAUUUAGAGGAAGAAUUGCAAAUGAUCAAAUUACGGUUGCAAAAGACAGAACGUGAACUGCAAGAGGAAAAGAAAUUAACACAGUCACAGAGAGAUAAAUUGACAACAGAAAAUCACAAUAUGGAUGAACUUAGAGCAAUGUUUGAUCAAUGGAAAGCUGGAGAGAAGGCUGAACAACAGCGUGAAAUAGCUGAAUUAAAAAGGACUUUUGUGCAGGAUAUGAACAGCAUGAGGGAGGAGAGGGAUAUGUUUUCAGAUAGAGUGACUGCAUUACAAGAGCAGCUGAAUAGCCGAUGAAGAUGAAACUGAUUCUCCAGCAAAGGCUAACAGAAGUGAAAUGUCACAACAGUUUAUGGCACAAUUAGAGGAUAAGGUUAUCCAGAUGCAGACAGAAACACAACAGAAUUUGCAGAAAGAAAUGCAAAAAAUGCACCAGAAAUUUAAGGCCCGGGAAGAUAAAUCCAAGAAAGAACACAGGGAGGAAAUGGGGCAGUUUCAGGAAAUGAUGGGCCAGUAUGAAGAAAAUCUACAGAAUGAAAGAAUAGAGAAGAAACGGAUGUCAGAAGACUAUGAAAGCAAAAUAGGGGGAUUACAAAGGCAAGUUCAAGAGCUAAGAAAUGCACUGGAUGCACAAAAGGUGGAGACAGAGAAAGUCCAGUAUUCUUUCAAAACCCAACCGCCACCAUUACUUGCUUCUACUCCUCCUGUGCCCGCUCCAAGACACAUCGAGAAACCUGUGCAAGCUGAACCACCCGAAAGAGAACGUGCCACUUCUCCCGACAAAAGUAUUAAGACAGGAGCAGAAUCAAUCACGCUCUACGUGGCGACUAACCAAAAAAAGAGCGGCCAAUAUCGCUUAUGGCGCCAAACAGCCGACGGAUCUAACGAAUGGUCCAACAAGUACGCUCUUUCCGCCUUUAUAAAACCCACAGGGAAUUUCACUUACCCGGUGUACGUGUUUGCCGCAGGGGGGUCCCCUCACUGGCGACAGUAUGUAUCGGAUAAAUCGUCACCUCCCAGCCCGGAGUAUCGCCUGGAUUACAUGUUCUAUUGUUCUCAGACAUUCCUCCCUGGUACUCUGCAGUAUCAUGUGUUGGAGGCCGGAAGUAUCCCCGUGAUAAGAUCGUAUGUGUCUCGGACCAACAGUGUCCCGGGAUGGAGACAUAACGGAUUGUCAUUUUAUGCUCCAAAAUCAACUCUGGUCAGUGACAAAACGCUGACAAGUAUUUCUGCAUCAUUUGAAUCUACUUUGACGGAGGACAAAGAGCAAGACUUUGAACCCAGUGAAUCUGAAUCGGAAGAAGAGUCUCCAGUCCCUGUAGUACCAAAAGUUGAAGUUGAAGAUGUUGAUGCAAAUGACAGCACGGGAAGUUAUGAUGACGUCAGAGAGAUCACUUCAGGCCUUUCCAGCUCUGAGUGGGGUACUACCACUUUAGAAACAGGCGAGUUCCAUCCAAUUCCUCAUAAUCGGCUGAUAACAACUCGAUUUAAUCACAAAUUCGAUGAAGUACAGGCGGGAAGACAAGAAAUUGCUCAGAUAUUGGACCAAAAACUCUCUAAGCAAGGCCUGUCUUCGGAAAAUCCAAGACUGUCUUCACAGAAAAUGGAAGCCAAGAUGGCGGCACUGAGAACAGAGAGGCAAGCUAGGAGUAAGAAAAUUAAGAACUUCGCCGCAGUUAGACAAAGGUGUGUGGAAGAGUUGGAAGAAAUCGUAAAGAAGACCUACCGCAGUGGAACUUCCACAGGGAAACCAGGCUCAUCAGUUCCCGCUGGUCCAGGUCCCGAUUACCGUUCCCACAAGGAUAAACCUCCAACAUUCAAGUCCACUGCAACUGCCGUGCGUACUUCCACUUCACUGCAGCAAGGCCGGAAGUCGCCAGCUUCGAGAGGAACCUUGGUGUCUACUGGAUCAACCAGUGGAGGUGACAUGACAGUUAGCGUUACUUCCGUCACAGACGGCUCUUUCUCUGGCACUUCCGUCGUGACAGAGCGGACACUGAGCGAGUCUGAAGAGGAAGUGAGCGUGACUGAAGGAUCACAAGAGGAAGAAGAGGAAGAUCAAGAAGAAGACGAAGAGGAGUCCAAUUGGGACUCAGAGGAAGAAGCCGUUAAACCACCCACUCAGCCGACACACAAAGUGGCAGUCCACAUUCCCUCGCAACAGGACGAAGAAUCGGAUUCAGAUAUUGAAGAGUUGGCUCCCGUUAAAACCAUUCCUAGGGCUGCUCCGCGCGGUGAAAAGGUUCGUGAAUUGACCGAAACUCUUGAGCGUAGCUUGAACUUCGGAUCUGCUGUUAAGAAACCCGCUGGCGGAGUCUCUCUUCACUUCCAGGGGAAUGGUAACGAUAACAGUGAGCCUCCGCGCGCUACAGCUCAGCAGUCAUCGGGACGAAAGAAUGACGAUGAUUUCGACAGCGAUUUAUCUAUAUCCUCUUUGGAAGAAAAGACACCCGGUAGAGGGACAUUUGAUUCUGGAAGGAGGAAUCUGCAGCCUCCAGGUGGGUCCCAAUCCACUGGCCGACAAAGUCCUGUGUUGGAGUUCAGAAGACCUCAGCCCCAGUCCACACGCAUACAGGCAUUUACGCAUGACGACUUCUCCGAUAUAGAAGACGACUGAAGCGCGCUCGAUAAGUCUUGCGAAAUGUCAAGUGUAAAUUGUGACGUUAAAGCUCAUAAGCUCUGACGAAACCAUGAGAGACUUGACAUAUGAUGAUCGUGAACUAAUAUAAAAACACUUUUCUACAGAAAAAAUCUAACCAAGUAUUUAUCUUUCUCCAGAAAAUAAUUUUGUAUUGAAGCCUUUCCUGAAAAGUAUCAUAAAGUUGCAUUUGGGUUACAGAGGAAUUUUCUACAUUUGUUGGGUAUAAUAAAGUUCUCCUGGACUGUUUAAAUUGAAUUGGCCAAACCAAGAAGCUUUCUCUUUGAUUGGAUGGUUGUCUCACACUCCCAUGACGUCACUCCAAAGGGAAUAGUUGUUAUGAGCCAAUCAGACGAUUACACGUGACUAAUAAGUUGUUCAGUUGACUGCGUUUCUGGGUCGAUCAGAAGAGAGACCCUGGGGAUAGGGUUUUUCUUAGCAACUGUCAAGAAAAUUUGAAAGGGUGGGGGAAGUGUGUUUUUUUUUUGGUCACACCCUGUUCCCUUUUCAAUGUAUUUUGUAUGAUUGUGGUGAUUAGAGUCUAGAGUGCCAUUAAAAUAUAUUUUACCAUCUCUGA